Messenger RNA from Paramecium tetraurelia, 2619 nucleotides. RefSeq lists its product as uncharacterized. Gene Ontology annotation, molecular function: protein serine/threonine kinase activity; ATP binding. The record is from RefSeq and is a predicted model, not a curated record. Gene Ontology annotation, biological process: protein phosphorylation. The transcript is spliced from 9 exons. NCBI's taxonomy places the organism in Eukaryota, Ciliophora, Oligohymenophorea, Peniculida, Parameciidae.
AUGAAGAAGCUUAGUCAGUAGAUGCAAAAAAUGGCUGGUCGAAAUAGUUUUUAAGAGUCCCCACAAAGACAAGAAAAGAAAAAUAACAAGCCGAGUGUUGGAACAGUAAAAACAGAAAGGCCUGUUGAAAAAGGAAAAGCAAAAUUACUUGAUUACUUUAAGAGGGAACGAAAUUCCUUAGCUUAAGCUGUUAAUACAAUGAGAGCCAAAUUAAAAGGUAGCAAAAGUAUUGAUAAUGUGUUUCUGCAAACAUUAAAAAGUGAUAGAGUCAAAACUUCACAACCCAAUAUAGCAGAAUUACGAGUUCAUACUGACGAGGGUAGCAAUUCCAAAAGGGCAACUUUGAAAAGCAAGAAUUUAUCAUUAGCAACAGUCUCCUUAGAGAAGAAGGAAUUCUUUAAGCAUCCUUUAACAACUAAAACAUCACACAACUAAACACCUACAGGCUAAAGCAAACCAUAAUUAAAAAAAUAGAAAUAGAAGGACUAAUACUUAUUUGAUAUGUUGAAAAAUGCUUAAAUGAUAUAAAACUAAUACCAAAAAUACUUCAAUUAAAAAUUAAAUAAGCAAUCUAUUAUUUCAGAUACAUCCACUAAUCACAGAUAAUCCAUAGAGGAUAUCUUGAUUUAUUAAAAAGGCCACAAAGGUCCUUCAUAAAUUAUUUAAUCAAAACCUAUAAAAAAAGCAGAUAAUGAAUCAAAAUCCUUGAAUUAAGGACAUUCUAAAACUGAAUAAACCCCUUAGCCAAAACAAAUAACAAAAACCAAAAAUGAUGAAAUAUUAGAUUAUGAUCCUAAGCAGAAACUUUAAAUAAUUUUAUACUACAAAAACCAUAAAUACUAUUACUUAUUCGAUUUUGCUAAUUAAACAACGUGCAACCUAUAUAAUUAUUUAAUCGAAUAAGUAGCUAGUAUUGAAAAAAACAAUGCCCAAUAAAAUGGAUAGACUGAGGAUGACUAAAUUCAAGCUGAGAUCAAAUCCAUUUGUUAAUUUUGCACAAUACAAAAAAAAGUUCCCUUUGAUUAUUACUUAUCACUUCCUGAUUUGAGUUUGUCAGUAUUUUAGGGGAUCACACUUUCUUUGGAACCCAUGUAUUCAUAGCCUUAGACUACAAAGAAGGUUGGGUUAAAAGAUUUUCAAUUAAUAAAAUGCAUAGGUGUUGGAGGAUUUUCAAGAGUGUACUUAGUUAGAAAGAAAGACACUGGAAUAUUCUACGCUUUGAAAUUGAUUGAUAAAAAAUUUAUAAUAGAUAAUAAGAAAGAGAUUAUAGUAUAAAAUGAAAGGGAUAUCAUGGUUAAGAUGGAAAAUCAAUAUAUUAUACCCUUGCACUAUGCAUUCGAAUCGAAGUUUUACAUUGCAUUUGUCUUAGAAUAUUGUGCAGGAGGUGAGUUAUUUUAUCAUUUAAGAAAAUUGAAAAAACUAAAUGAAUAAGAUGCAAAAUAUUACUUUGUUGAAAUCUGUAUAGGAAUGGCUUAUUUGCAUUCUCAAAAUAUUGUUUAUAGAGACAUAAAGCCAGAAAACAUUUUAUUAGAUUUGUAAGGUCAUCUAAUGUUAAGUGAUUUUGGACUCUCUAAACCAGAUAUGGCAGCAGAAGAUUUUGCUUAUUCAUUUUGUGGCUCUCCUGAAUAUAUGGCACCUGAAAUGCUCAUGAAGACAGGUCACAAUUAUUUGGUUGAUUGCUACUGUUUAGGAGCAUUGCUAUAUGAGCUAGUUUCAGGCUUGCCUCCCUUUUAUUCUCAUAAUACCCAGGAAAUUUAUAGUUCAAUCUUAACAGAAAAUGUUUAAUUUCCGGAUUACGUUUAAAUUUCAAAUCAACUAAAAGAUUUGAUUAUUUCUCUUCUUUAAAAGGAUCCUACAGAAAGAUUAGGAUAAAAAGAAGGUGUGAUUGAAAUACUAACUCACCCUUGGUUUGGUGAUGUAGACUUUGAGAAAAUUGUGAAUCGACAACUACCAACUCCUUAUAAACCAGAACCUUUAAAAUAUAAUUUUGAUGAAGAGGAGUUCAAUAAAGGGGAUGCUGAAUUCAGGAAAUAAUUCACACUCAAUAUGUUGACUGAAUUUCAAAAUGUUGACACAGCAAAGUAUCAUCUAUCAAAUUUUUACUAUUAAAAGGUCAAGUAGGAUGAGUAUAAAAAUAGAACAAGCAGAGUGAAUAUCAAUAAGUUGUGCUCUGAAUUUUUAUAAAAAGAACCAUUUUCUCCAUCAAAAUAAAUUUUAAAUAAAGGCAAACAUUCUCCUUAUGAAAGUAAAAAAUCGUUAAAAUAAAAUACAAAAAGUGAAUGUAAUGAUUAUUUCAAGAAGCAUAAUCUUUUGACUAAGCCUUCUUAAAUAAUGCAAGAAUCUCUAAAAUUUGGUCAUGCUUAUUCAAAAACACAAUAACAAUCUCAAAUUUCGAAUUAAGAAUUAAAAAAAUUGAAACUUAUGUUUGAUUAAUCAAAACAAUUAUUAAGUUCAGACAGAUUAACUACAAUCCCAGAUUAAAAUUAAAAGAAUUAAAUUGAAAGAAUUAAGACAGAACAGUUUGGAAAUAUGCCAUCUCCUAAAACAACCACUCAUAGUACUUUGAACAAGUUAACUAAAUAUCAAAAGUUAUUUGGAUCAGAAAAGAGGAAAAAAUGA